AUAACUAACAAUAUUUGCUCUUUCUGUAAUAAUAACGAGAUCGCAGAUAUCAACCAUAUCUUUUUUAAAUGCCAAAACCAAAUAUUCAUUUUUAAUAGACUAAUAUUGGAAAGUUAAAUAAUGGAAAUUAGUGAUCCCUCCUACCGCCAGUUAUGUGAUUUGCUCAAAAACAAAAAGUGUUAUAGUGCAUUAUAUAAAUACAUCAAAAAUACCGUGGGGAAGAUUUAAGAAAACAAGUGAAACGAUAGAAUAACAUGUGAAUUAUUGACCGUAAAUAAGACUUGGCUUAAAGGAAAAAUGUAAUCAUAUGUCAAUUGUCACUUCACAGUUCACUGAGUAGUUUAUUUUAAACAGGAAUCUGUAUAAUGUGCGAAUCACAAAAUUCAUGAGUACCAAUCUACUUAAUAUUAUUUGAAAUUUAAAUAUCAAAAUAUUCAUUAAAUUUUUACUAAAAAGUAUGUAAAAAAAAUUACGCCUCUAGAAAAAAACAACCUUUGUAGACAAAAUUCAAAAACAUAUUAUUUAGUAAUGCAUAUUUCAAGCUUGAUGAGACCCAUAGGUCAAUUUUGGAGAACUCACCUGUAAGAGAUUUGUUAUAUAAAAAUCAUAACUAACAGAAAAAAUACAUGAAUAUCUUACCUUAAGAUAAUACAAAAAUAUAUUAAGAAGACUCAAAAUGAGAAUUCCAAGAGUACUUAGUCCAUUGUAUCAGAUGAAAUUGUUGUAAGUUUUAAAUUAUUUGAGAUUUCGAAUAGACUAUUGAGACCUUAUGUUAGGUACUCGAAAAAAAUUUGGUGCUUAUGAAAAAGUCUAUCCAAUUGAAACCACACCCAGUCGGCCAGUGCCCAAUCACAUAGCAAGACCUGAUUAUAUAACAGGUCUUCCUCGUGGAAUUCCUAAAAUACCUGAAACCAAAGAUCAGGAACAGAUAAAUGGAAUGCGUGUUAGUUGCCAGCUUGCAGCCAGCAUAUUAAAUAGAAUGCAAUCUUUUAUUCAACCUGGUGUAAGAACAGAUGACAUUGAUGAUUUAAUUCACAAUUUCAUUAUUAGUGCUAAUGCCUAUCCUUCACCUUUACACUACAGAGGGUUUCCAAAAAGUAUUUGUACAUCUGUAAAUAAUGUUGCUGUUCAUGGUAUCCCGGAUCUUAGACCAUUAGUAAAUGGUGAUAUAGUUAAUGUAGAUAUAACAGUUUAUUACAACGGUUAUCAUGGAGAUUGCUCAAAAACAUUUUUAGUAGGUGAAGUUGAUGGAAAGGGUCAAGAACUGGUUGCAGUAACUGAAGAAUGCCUUUCACAAGCUAUCAAACUAUGUGGGCCUGAUGUUCCAUUCUGUGAUAUUGGUUUAAGAAUACAUAGAUAUGCAAAGAGUAAAGGACUGACAGUUUUGCCAGCCUUUGCAGGACACGGUAUUGGCAGAUAUUUUCAUGGUCCACCAGAUAUCUAUCAUAUGAUUAACAGAUAUCCUGGUUUGAUGAAAGCUGGUAUGACAUUUACUAUAGAACCAGUAUUAUCUCAUGGCCGAGCAAAUACAUACAUAUUAGAUGAUGGUUGGACUGUAGUUACGGAAGAUGGAUCUAGAACAGCUCAAUGUGAACAUACUAUAUUAAUUACAGAAGGAGGUGCAGAAAUUUUAACCAGAUAGCACCAUUUUGAAAGAAGGGAAUGUACUGUGAGAAAUAUUAUUAUAUUGUUCUAAAUCAAAACUGCUAAUAGAUUAAAUAUGGUAUUUAAAUGCACUAAAAUUACCUUAACUAUUGGUUUAAUUAGAAUUAUUUAUUAACAUGUUGUCUUCAAAUUCAACCAUAUGUGAUAAAAAUAAAAACUCUU
Messenger RNA from Pieris brassicae (large cabbage white), 1827 nucleotides. Its product is annotated as methionine aminopeptidase 1D, mitochondrial. Gene Ontology annotation, molecular function: metalloaminopeptidase activity. The record is from RefSeq and is a predicted model, not a curated record. The transcript has 6 exons. Lineage: Eukaryota; Metazoa; Arthropoda; Insecta; Lepidoptera; Pieridae. The coding region runs from base 770 to 1642 and encodes 290 amino acids. Gene Ontology annotation, biological process: proteolysis.